This is a messenger RNA of Sycon ciliatum, 3316 nucleotides long. RefSeq names its product DNA ligase 1-like. Bases 78 to 2552 code for a protein of 824 amino acids. Gene Ontology annotation, biological process: regulation of DNA-templated transcription. NCBI's taxonomy places the organism in Eukaryota, Metazoa, Porifera, Calcarea, Leucosolenida, Sycettidae. Gene Ontology annotation, cellular component: nucleus. The record is from RefSeq and is a predicted model, not a curated record. The transcript is spliced from 13 exons.
GUGUAUCCGCUGGUACAUGGUACCUCGUGAAACAUGUUCAAAAUUGUUCUUGGAUAGACUGAGGAAUCUUUGUCAUAAUGAGUUCUAAAGCUGAGCGAAAGAGCACGUCGUCUCCGGCUGCAUCUAAAAAGAGCAAGAAAACGUCUGUACCUGCUACAGACAGUUCUGAUGAAAGUCCGAAAAAGCGCCGGAAAUUGUCCACUGGCUCCACACAAUCGUGCCAUCAAUGUCGUCAAUCAAUCCUGAGCAACAAAGGCAUAUCCGAGCUGAAGGCGGGCAAAGCCAGGCGGCAGUGCGACACAUGCACAACGUACUGGUGUGAGAAUUGCCUUGAGAAUCGCUAUGGCUUGUCCUUUGUGGAGAUCUCCGGCAAGCAUUGGAGUUGUCCAAAAUGCCAGAAAACCUGCAACUGCUCGAUAUGCCGCAAGCGUGCGGGUAUGCUGGCCACCGGAAUUCUAACACCGCUUGCCAAGGAGGCUGGCUUCACAUCUGUCAAUGACUUCUUGUCGAAAGGAACCGGAGCCAUAGCAGAGUGCUUGCAAUGGAAGGAGGAAGAAAAGGCUGGUGCACCAGAAUCUCCUCAGAAAGCGGCAAAGGGUGGCAAGAGGAAAAGAGUUUCCAGUGAAGGCCAACAGCCCACCGCCGCUGCAGAUGCUGAUAGUUCUCCAGCCGCCAAGCGUACAAAGAGAGCUAAGGGCCAGUCGGAGGGCCGUAGUCGGCGUCGAUCUGACUUUGAAAUUGAUCAGGGACCAGUCAGGACGGUCCACCGCCGCACAUCGCUGGAAGAGAAGCGAGUAACUGCCGAAGAGUACCGGCUCCGUCUCAAACAGCGUGAAGAGGAGGCUGCAAAGGAGAAGGAGGCCGAAAAGGAGCGGAAGAAGGCCGCCAAGAUUGAGGAUGCUGCCAAAGCCAAAGAGCUGAAGAAAAAGGCACUUGAGGAAGAGAGAGUUCGCAAAGCAGCAGAAGUAGAAAAGGAAAGACGCAGAUCCAAAGAACUGAAGCAAGCAGCCGUAGAAGAGGCGAGGAAGGCAAAGGCAGCAGAGAUUGAAGAGAAAAAGGAAGAGAAACGUCUGGAGAUGGAGAAAUUGCGGCUGGAGCGUAUGGAUGAGAAACAGCGCAAGCAAGAGGAACACAAGCAGCAUCUUGAAGAGAUCCGCCGCCAGAAGGCAGACGAACGUGAGCGUGAAACUGAGCAGAAGAAGAAAGAGCUUGCCUCACUCAGGGAGGAGAAGGCGCGUGCCAGAGAUGAAGAGCGUGAAGCAAAGAAACAACAGCUAGAAACUCUGCGCGCACACGUAUCUCAGCAGAAGCAGGCGGUGAAAGACCUGCUUGCUGUCAACACAGCCUACACUCGAUCGUCCAGCAGCAGCUCUGGCUCGAAACCAAACUUCUCGCGGACCCCGAGCACUGCGUCUUCUGCGUCGGCCAGUGAUUCAGAGUCUGGAAUCGACUGUGAAUUCCUCGUGCCACCGAUUGUCCCCGACGAGACCGUCCCGGAUAUCUGUAUCAACAUCGACCUGCCAAGUUUGCCUGCCUGGGAGGUGCCUGUUCCCGUCUCUCAGUACCACAACCUGCUCAUGGUGUCCGAGUUCCUGACAUCCUUUGCGUCCGCACUCGGUCUCAGCCAAAUAUACUCUGCAGAACGCCUCGCACAAACUCUUCUGAAUCGUACCACAAUCCCCACCAUUCAGCUCGCGCUCAUGAAAGUGCUUCUGAAGGCCGAGAAGGAGGAGCAAGAUGAAGACAACGACGAUGGCUUUGAGGACGACGAAGAAGAGGCGGAUGGCCGCGUGCAACUCGACCAGCUACCGAAGCUUACACAGAGCAGCUGUCAGCAGGUGGUUGAUUUGUACUUGGCCAUGGUUGGAUACACACCGGACUCCACUGGUAUCAAGGGUGCAGGGCGGCGGAAGAUGAGCGCUGACGAUCGUGUUGUCAGUGACAAGUGUGAGAAGCUUUCUGUCCUGGCAUUCCUUUGCGAGCGUCUAAACAGCAUGGCGUACUUUGCUGAGCUGAUCAACGAGACAUCGGAGGAUCUUGUUGAACUCCAGCGAAAGCACCGUGUUGCAGAGCGAGAAGUUUGCAAGCAAAUUAAUGAGGAGUUGAAGGCUUGGACGGCUGAACAACUCAUGGCACGCAAGGACCUGAAGACUGUUGGCGAAGUCACAGCCCUGCCAUCCGCCAGCGAGAGGUUCUCCAAGCAGAUCAGUGAGGCCAGAUCAAAGUUACAGUGUGAGCAUGAUGCACAUGCUGCUGCAGUCCGCGGUCAGCUGCUGGGUCGGGAUCGCCAGGGACGGGCAUACUGGCAUCUUCAGUCGGUGACUGGAAUUCUUGUAGAGGAAGAUCUCACACACGAAACUCCCGAACAGUCACCGCGCAAGACCAAGAAGAAGAAGGAUGUAAAUCCGUUCACUAUCUGUGAGAGUAGUGAUCAUCUGGACAAGCUACUGGACUCAAUGUGUGUGGAUCAUCCGACGGAAGCAGCGCUCAGCCAUCAGCUCAAACUGCGCUACAAUGCCAUCUGCACGGAAGAGGCAGCCGAGUCCGAGUAACGCCAUCGACGUGCGGCUGAGUUUUGAUCAAUGUUUAUAUACGAAUCCUAGAGUAGCUUUUUUUAAAUAGAUGAAUCACUAGGACUUAGUCAUGACAACCACCGGCACUGCAACAGCACUAUUCCGCCCAGCUACGUGUAUAUAAUGUAAUGGGGACAGCGGAAGCCUCAGAACGGACCGUUUUAUAUUCACCUGCCUCUCGUGCUCCAGUAGAAGGCGGCUUAUCAUUAUCUAUCAAUGUUCAGGAACUGAAACACACACACACACACACACAUGCACACAAUCUUUUACGACCAGGCUCAUUGUGUUGCAUUCUUCUCAUCUGACCUACCACGGGAUUUUACGCUUCAAUGGGAUUGUCUUGUUUCUUUUUUUUAUCAAUGAUUCAUCAACGUUUUAGUCCCCCCGCCCCCUUUUUACUCCACUCACUUUUCUACUGCUGUGCCUCUUUUUUUUUUAUUGUUUGUGCCUCAUUUUUAUCCGUGUUGAUGCUAGCGUUCACCUCUGUUUCUCUUUCCCUGCACUUUCCCUCUGUGUUUUUUUUUACCUUGCUCGCCCAGUUAUAUAUCAGCUAGAGAUAGGGUUUUCCCGCUGACUGCCCUUCUGCUUUUUACCAUCUCCCUUUAUAGCCUCUAUGUCUGCAAGUCUACAGUGGUUUAUUGUGCUCCGUAGAGUACCUCUCCCUUCUGUGGUGUUCCUUUCAUUCGUUCUUUUUGUUAAAAAAAUGUUAUCCUUCAUGGCCAGUAUCAUGAGGUCACCACACA